Daphnia carinata is the source of this 485-nucleotide messenger RNA. RefSeq names its product U6 snRNA-associated Sm-like protein LSm7 (gene LSm7). Lineage: Eukaryota; Metazoa; Arthropoda; Branchiopoda; Diplostraca; Daphniidae. Gene Ontology annotation, cellular component: U12-type spliceosomal complex; catalytic step 2 spliceosome; spliceosomal tri-snRNP complex. The transcript is spliced from 4 exons. Bases 56 to 403 code for a protein of 115 amino acids. Gene Ontology annotation, molecular function: RNA binding. Gene Ontology annotation, biological process: mRNA splicing, via spliceosome; nuclear-transcribed mRNA catabolic process. The record is from RefSeq and is a predicted model, not a curated record.
CGGCGCUUUAGCUUUCACAGCAGACGAGUGAACAUUUAUAUAAAACCCGGCAAACAUGGCAUCCAAGGCAGAAAAAUCCACACCUGCAACUGGUAGCCCAGCUGACCUAAAAGAAAAAAAGAAGGAAAGAAUCCUUGAUUUGUCUCGUUACAUGGACAAGUUGAUAAGAGUCAAGUUUACUGGUGGUAGAGAAGCUGCUGGUAUCCUUAAAGGCUAUGAUCCCCUCCUCAACAUUGUCUUAGAUAACACUGUUGAAUACCUUAGAGAUUCUGAGGAUUCGUUCAAGUUGUCAGAAGAUACAAGGCAAUUAGGUUUAGUAGUUUGCCGUGGAACAGCAGUCGUCCUGAUAUGUCCUGCUGACGGUAUGGAAGCCAUCCCUAAUCCGUUCAUUCAACCAGAGUAAUUACAACUACCUGCAACAUUUGAACUGAAAAUAAUUUGUGUUUUCUGACUUUACAAUAAAAUUUAAAAAAAGGGCUAGAGGA